AUGACGGCAACAUCAGGAAAAUGUACACCACCUCCUAGCGCGGACAUCGACAUCGAUGUCGGAAGAGCACAGGAUGCGGACGUAGCCAGGACCGAGGGCACUGAGGCAGAUCAGCAAGCAGACCCCCCAUCCGUUGUGAGGAGGAGCUCGUGUUGUCCGCUGGCCAGCUGGCUGCGGAACUCGAGGAGGAGGCCGGCGCCAGCAAGGAAGAAGAAGCCCUUCACCCUGACAGUCGAGACUCUCUUCGACAGCACCACUCCCCAGCGCAACUCCGUCGCCCAAUGCGGCACGCCCUUCCCCACCCCAUUCCACAUUGACACAGAGCCUCUCUUCCCCCGACGGGAGGACCACGAGGGCUCUGAUAGAUCUUCUCCAGCUGAGGUCCGUGGAAGCUCCCAUGCCUCGGCCGCUGGCUUGCAGCAGGACGUCCACAGCGACUCGCAAGGGACUCAGAGGCCCCGCGAAGCAGCGAAAGAGGCAUCCCAGAACGGGGCCAUGCCAGGCGACGCUCCUCAACGGCCCAAGUCGGAAUGGAUGGUUCAGCUGGUGGAGCAGGGGGAUACAUGGUAUGACUCCAUGUCGAUGACGGACAGGAUGGCGCAGAGGAUCGUUGGAAUCUCAGUGAAGGCGUUCAAGGGGAUGAGGGUGACUCUGUCAUCGGAAGGAUCAAAAGCUUUCGAUGAAAGGCUGCUCAACAUAUCAGGAGGAGGCGUUGGAACAAUCGUGAAGGUGCUGAACAACGGAACCAUCAGCAAAGUUUGCUGGGAUGUCAACCCUGCUGUUGAGCAUUGCUACAGGACAGGGCGAUUCGGACAAUAUGAGCUUUGCCAGCAUGAUUUGGGGGGAGGAGAACGGAACGGGCAAAAUUUUACUGAGUUCAUGACUUUUCACGCUGCAGAUGAGCAUGCUUUCCUGCGUGCUGUAGGGCCUCCGAGUCAGCCCCACCCCUUCCUGCCUCCCACUGGCUCUCCAGGUGAAUCGCACGAGUCCGGCGUGAGUGGCUCAGGGCUGCCGGACCUUGCGCUGCCAGAGCCAGCGCAGCAGGCAGAGGCGAACCACCAAGACGGCGUCCUGCUCAACUUUUCGACAGUCCGAGAAUGGACGAGCUUCGGCAGGCAGACUGGAGAAGUGCACAUGGGGAACGGGAAGGAGGGAACGGACGACCGGAUCCCCGAGGACAGAUGGGAUGGUGCUGACGAGAAGCAGAGGAGUCGGCUGUCCUUCCGAGACUCAUUCGUGACCAGGGAGUUGAGGAUGAACGGUAUCCUCCCUCCCUCCAGCCUCGAGGAGCCAAACCAGGUCCUUGGGCACACGGCUCGGCUGAAGAGGAUCUACGCUAGGAACGAGAUGGGCUACUUCAACAGCAUCACCACGAGCAGGAACGGCUGA
Messenger RNA from Guillardia theta CCMP2712, 1389 nucleotides. RefSeq lists its product as hypothetical. The coding region runs from base 1 to 1389 and encodes 462 amino acids. The record is from RefSeq and is a predicted model, not a curated record. NCBI's taxonomy places the organism in Eukaryota, Cryptophyceae, Pyrenomonadales, Geminigeraceae. The transcript is spliced from 6 exons.